Messenger RNA from Ipomoea nil (Japanese morning glory), 897 nucleotides. RefSeq lists its product as uncharacterized. The record is from RefSeq and is a predicted model, not a curated record. The transcript is spliced from 2 exons. Bases 125 to 790 code for a protein of 221 amino acids. NCBI's taxonomy places the organism in Eukaryota, Viridiplantae, Streptophyta, Magnoliopsida, Solanales, Convolvulaceae.
AACCUUAUCCUUAUCUAAAGGACAUUGUACAUACAAAGUUCCUCACUCCUCUCUUUAGGAUUACUCCCAAAGAGAACAUCAAAUUCUCCAUUCCUCUUAACUCUUUGCUAACCAAAGAAUAAAAAUGCAAUUUUUAGGGAAACCCAAAAUUCCCAGUUUGAGUUUCUUCAUCCUUCUUCUACUGAUCUACUUCUUCUUCUUCCCCUUGAUCAAAUCCACGGAUGCGGAAGAGCCGGUUCCAACCCCAUGGCCCUUGCAAUUCCACUCAAUCGUCUUCAUUAAUACCUCAGAAGGGGUCCUGCAAAAGGUGGACCUCUGGUAUGACUGGCCUAAUGGCAGGAACUUCAACAUAAUCCAGUACCAGCUGGGGAAGCUGUACUAUGACUUGGAAUGGGAUAAUGGGACUUCCUUCGUCUAUACUCUGGACCAGGACGAGGAGUGUAGGGUGUUACUUUUCCCAGUGGGAAUUCUCAGACCCAAUUGGCUUGAUGGGGCUAACUAUCUUGGCCAGAAAUACAUGGAUGGGUUUCUGUGUAAUGUCUGGGAAAAAGUUGAUUUCAUUUGGUACUAUGAGGAUGUUGCCACCAAAAGACCUGUUUAUUGGGCUUUCUUCUCUGGAAUGGUUGCUCAUGUGAUGACAUUUGAAGUGGGAAAAGUGCUUGAGGACCCUGGUUGGCAAGCCCCUGUCUACUGCUUCAAGGAAAACUCUACACUUGAAUAUUUGGCUAGCCCCAUUUUUGGUGGCAGAUUCUUGAGAGGAGGAGCUAUGGAUGCCCCUAACUUGCUCUAGUUGUAUUACCCUUAGCUUGUUUUUCCUUUUUAUGUAUUAGUGACUUGUGAAAAUAAAAUGAAAUCCAUUGAGUAUUAUUAAUUUCUAGUGUUUCUUUUGCUUUGCCA